UGCCUCCGUCAACAUCAGUCGUAGUGAUGGUUCCUCCUGGAGGAGCUUCACCAGCCAGUAAUAUUAACAAAAGUGCUUAUUACCAAUAGUGCAACAAAAUAUUUUUAUAGUGCAAGAAUAAUAUAAUAUCAGUUUAAGAUUCCUUCAAUUUCUAUUGCUAAGUUAUAUCAACACACCAGGAAAACAUUAAACUUCAAGAAGAUGAUGAACGACGUAAAAGAAGGAACUCUUAAUUUACCACAAACUGCAAGUAAUAAUAUGUCCGGGAAGAACGAGGAAUCUUGUAGUUACUCUUUACAUGACAUGGAUAACAAUAAGAAGAAUGUAGAUGUUGAGGCUGAAUGUGUGGCCACCCCACAACACCCACCUGAGGGAGACUCACGUCAAAACAUUCUGCAGAAUGACACCAAGCCUGCCAUAGGCACCCAGGUGUUUGCAACACUGGUAAUGGCACUUAUGCAAGUAAAUACUGGCGCCCUACUGGCAUUCUCGGGCAUCACGCUGCCACAGCUCACUGACCCGCAGACAAACGACCUCUUCCUAAACCAGUCACAAACAGCCUUCUUUGGAAGCCUGGGAUACCUGGCAGCAGCUGUUGGGAGUUGUGUGAGUGGACCACUACUAGUGAAGCUUGGUCGUCGAGUGUCUCUCCUGGUGACCCUGCCCAUCACUGUGGCUUCAUGGCUCAGCCUCGCUCUUUCUCCAACUGUCUGGCUUCUUUUAACUAGUCGCGCCAUUCUGGGUAUUAUCGAUGGCAUCGUCUUUACCGCUACCUACCUAUAUACCAUCGAAAUUGCUCAUAACAACAUUCGUGGAAUUCUUUCUGGAAUCAUUUCCUUAGCUAGGUUAAUGGGACUUCUAAUGGUGUCUUCUUUAGGAGUUUCUAAGCUCGACUGGCGACAAAUGGGCUUCGUUUGUUGCGGAGUGUCUGCACUUCCUUUCUUUUGCCUCAUCUUACUGCCUAACUCUCCUCGUUGGCUCGUCACUCAGGAUCGUUUUACCGAAGCUCAGAAAGCUCUUCUUUUUUUGAGAGGUAAACAUUACGACUCUGGGCCAGAAUUUCAGGAAAUCAUUCAACAAAUUAGCACUGUAGAUAAGAAACUAGACAAGUCAUGGCAACAAGUGCGGCUGCUGUUUGAACCAUCAACUGCUCGCGUGUUCUUGUUAUUGACUGUUUUAACUCUCUUGACAAGUACUAGUGGGAGUUAUGUAAUAAUGUCCUAUUCAGUGCCCAUUUUCCAGACAGUGGACUCCACCCUUGAUCCAUACAUCAGUGCCAUCAUUUUUUACGUUGUGAGAGUUUUUGGAAAUUUAGUUCAUCUCUGUGUAAUUGAUCGUCUGGGACGCAAACUAUUGAUCAUAGUUUCUUUUUCUUUGUGCUCGGUGUGUAUGGCUACUUAUGGUGUAUACUUUUACAUACAUAAGACAGCAAAUGUUAGUGGUAUGGGAUGGAUACCUCUUACAGCAGCAAUGAUAUUUGUCUUCUUUUUCGGCAUUGGCCAACCUGCUAUAUUUAUAUUGAAUGGAGAACUUCUGCCUAUAACAUGUCGAUCUAUUGGAAAGCCAGUGUUAUCGCUUUCACUAAAUUGUGGAGCAUUUAUAUCAACUUAUAUCUAUCCCAUGACAGUAGAAGCACUUGGUGAACACGGGACUUUCUGGCUCUUUAGUGGUGCCAGUGCAUUGAUAACCUUUGUCAGCGCUGCUGCUCUUCCAGAGACUCGUGGACGCUCACUGGAAGAGAUCACGGGAAAUCACAUUAACAACUGGUACCAAAGAACAAGACUCUGAAUGUAACACUGUGAGGGAAAAGUUCAAUAGAUAGAAGUAGAGAUAUAGUAACGAUAGUUGCAUUACCGGCUACUAGUUAAGGUAGGGUAAGUCACGCUCCCGUUUUUCCCGCCUUUUCUCCCCCACCCAUAAAGUGAUAGUUUGAUUGCCGGCUGCUUGUUAACGUAGGGUCAAUCUAGCUCCGGCUAUCCCUUCCCCUCCCUCUUCCCCCCCCCCCCCCGAAAGGUGACGUGUGGGGCUCUGGUCAAACAGUAAAUCACUCGACUCACAGCUCCCAACACUACUGUAAGUACAU
Cherax quadricarinatus is the source of this 2083-nucleotide messenger RNA. RefSeq names its product facilitated trehalose transporter Tret1. NCBI's taxonomy places the organism in Eukaryota, Metazoa, Arthropoda, Malacostraca, Decapoda, Parastacidae. Gene Ontology annotation, molecular function: transmembrane transporter activity. Gene Ontology annotation, cellular component: membrane. Gene Ontology annotation, biological process: transmembrane transport. The record is from RefSeq and is a predicted model, not a curated record.